AUGUUGCGCACCGUGAAGGGAAGACCCGCUCCUGUCAUGACAGACAUUCACAUUAAGCAGUAUCGGCAAGCCGCACCGCAGCCCAGUUCCGAGGAAUGCGUCCCAGAUGCAAGGGAGCAAAUACAGACAGACAGACAAAUCGGCAUGAUAGGAUUCGGCCCCUUGGUGUACAUCGAGGUCGAAAUGUCCGGUGAAGCUCCGAGAAAUGGGAACGGCGUGGCGAGAGGUGGCGAGAGGUGGCCUGAUGUGGCGAGUCGUGUUGAUGGCGGCCCUCGCAUCAUGCAACGCACUCUGGACUUUGGUGCACAUGCAGUCCGACCCACAAACCUUCAUCGCGGAGGCAGAUGGAGUACAGCUUAA
This is a messenger RNA of Heterobasidion irregulare TC 32-1, 360 nucleotides long. RefSeq lists its product as uncharacterized. The record is from RefSeq and is a predicted model, not a curated record. The transcript has 2 exons. NCBI's taxonomy places the organism in Eukaryota, Fungi, Basidiomycota, Agaricomycetes, Russulales, Bondarzewiaceae. The coding region runs from base 1 to 360 and encodes 119 amino acids.